Ailuropoda melanoleuca (giant panda) is the source of this 1651-nucleotide messenger RNA. It is a transcript of the gene CLNS1A, whose product is annotated as chloride nucleotide-sensitive channel 1A. Gene Ontology annotation, cellular component: methylosome; plasma membrane; cytosol. Gene Ontology annotation, biological process: mRNA cis splicing, via spliceosome; spliceosomal snRNP assembly; cell volume homeostasis. NCBI's taxonomy places the organism in Eukaryota, Metazoa, Chordata, Mammalia, Carnivora, Ursidae. The record is from RefSeq and is a predicted model, not a curated record. The coding region runs from base 105 to 857 and encodes 250 amino acids. The transcript is spliced from 8 exons.
CUUCCGGGGUGAUUGCCACCGCUUCCGGGGCGGGACGAGGCUUGCUGCUAGGGUUGCAGUGCUUCAGCUCCUUCCCGGCCUCUGUCUCCGUGCUCACUGCUGCAAUGAGCUUCCUCAAAAGUUUCCCGCCGCCGGGCUCGACUGAGGGGCUCCGGCAGCAGCAGCCGGAGACCGAGGCUGUGCUGAACGGCAAGGGCCUUGGCACCGGUACACUUUACAUCGCUGAGAGGUUUCGUUUCAAGGUUUUGAGCUUCCAGCCCCUGAGGAUCAUCGAUGUGCCUGUCUUUCCUGUAAAAAGGUGCGGGAGGUGUUGCCCUGGGCAAAAUAUAGAAGUGGUUCUCAGUGGGGGACAGUGUUGUGUGUCUCCCCCCGUUUUAGGCAAUGACAUUUUGAUUGUCAUGACUGGGGAAGAAUCAAAAGAAUCUGUUGCUGAAGAAGAAGAAGACAGUGAUGAUGAUAUUGAACCUAUUGCUGAAUUCAGAUUCGUGCCUAGUGAUAAAUCAGCGUUGGAGGCCAUGUUCACUGCAAUGUGUGAAUGCCAGGCUUUGCAUCCUGAUCCUGAGGAUGAAGAUUCAGAUGAUUACGACGGAGAAGAAUAUGAUGUGGAAGCACAUGAACAAGGGCAAGGAGACAUCCCUACAUUUUAUACCUAUGAAGAAGGGUUAUCCCAUUUAACAGCAGAAGGCCAAGCCACAUUGGAGAGAUUAGAAGGAAUGCUUUCUCAAUCUGUGAGCAGCCAGUAUAACAUGGCUGGAGUCCGGACAGAAGACUCAAUAAGAGAUUAUGAAGAUGGGAUGGAGGUAGACACUACACCAACGGUUGCUGGACAGUUUGAGGAUGCAGAUGUUGAUCACUGAAAAUGAUUUAUGCUGCUGUGGGAUUCUGCUCAAACCUAGGAAAGAACUUGGUGCCUCUUCUACUGUGGAGUGGGUGUUGAUGAAAGUCUUUUUCCUUCUCCAAAAUUUACCUGAACCAGUUCUUUUUUCAGAUAGACUAUACUGAGACAAAAAGUUGUCAUCAGCAGAAGAAACUAUGACCUUUAUUAACAAAGGUGAAUUAACUUAACCAAGAGGGUAUUUGUAGUUCAUCAUCUACCCCAAAACUUUGUGUGUAUAGAUACCCUCUGAGUAGGCCUAUAGUUCCUGCCUUCACUGUAUGCAACUUGUGUAACCUGGCAGGCCUCCUGGUGAGAACCCGCAGGCACUUGAAGACGUAGGUAGACUGGAUGGGAACGAGGGAGGCUGAAUCUAAGAUAAACCCUUUUAGAGCCUAAAGAUUCCCUUACCCCUUAAAUAGAAAGACAAAGAGCUCUCAGAAAAAUAUUGGCCUCUGCUUAUCCUUCACAGGGGUAAGGGUCUUUUUACUGAUUUGGGACCCAAAUUAAUUCAUUCAGGCAUCUUUAGGGAGCCUCUUGGGAAAUAUCCUAGCCACAUGAAAUACCACUAACACUGAUGCUUAUGACUAGCUUUUACUCCUUUCACCAUGUUUCACCAGUCUGUUUUGUUAUAACCUCUUAGGUUAUAUCCUUUAAUUUUUAACCUCUUAGGUCGGUUUCCAUAACAAGAAGUGAAAUUGGGAUGAAGUCCUCAGAGUGCUUCAAUGAUAAUUGUUUUGUCUUUGUAAUAGUUAACAAAUAAAUCUAGGUUUUCUA